ACUUAAUUAAGUCCUUCUCUGAAUCUCAUCCUCUAUCUAUCUCUCUCUCUCUCUCCCUCUCUCUGGUCUGGUCUCUCCAUCUCUAUCUGCUGUGUUUGAACUUUGGAGGUAGAGUAAAGCAUGCCUGCUUGGUGGGGAAGGAAGUCUCACAAGAACACCAAAGAACUUAAAACAGCAGCCCCAGCCCCAGCCCCGGAAGAAGAACAACAGAACCACGAUCACAUCAAAGCUUCUUCAGUUAAGAACGAUAAGAAGAAGAAGAAGAAUAAGAGCAAGGAAAAGCCCAAGAGCUUCGAUGAAGUCUCUCCGAUUCUUAACUUUCGUAACUCGGCCAGGACUGCCAAGGAUUUUGGUGGGUCUUGCGGCUCCGAUUCCGAUGGCCACUGUGGUGGUGGUGUAGUUUCCGUGAAGAAAGGUCAUCCUUUGCCUCUCCCGUCCGUGUCCUCGGCGCCGUCGCUGGUAAUUGAUCAUGGACUUGGCUCGGGGUCUAGGUCUGGGUCGGUCUCGGUUUCCAGUGUUAGCUCGUCUGGGUCUUUGGAUGAUGCUCCCCCUGUUAUUGGUUCCUUCGGCAAUUCCAGAGCACAUGGUGAAAACAAGUUAAACUUGAGAUCAAGAAGCCCAGGUCCAGGAUCAAGAGGGCCGACCGCUCCCACAUCACCUUUACAUCCACGGCUAUUUUGUACAAGUAUGGAUUCUCCAACAGGAAAGCAAGAGGAUGAGAUAACUUUAUGUCAUCCACUUCCACUUCCUCCAGGUUCUCCUACUAAUCGUUGCACUUCACCCACUAUAAGAAGUAAUGGAGCCAAUGAAAGCACACAUUGUCUUCACUCAAAAUGGAAGAAAGGAAAGCUCCUAGGAAGAGGGACAUUUGGGCAUGUUUACGUUGGAUUUAAUAGUGAAAAUGGACAAAUGUGUGCUAUAAAGGAAGUCAAGGUCAUUUCUGACGAUCAAACCUCAAAAGAAUGUCUCAAGCAACUGAACCAGGAGAUACAAUUGCUUAGUCAACUGUCACACCCAAACAUUGUUCAGUACUAUGGAAGUGAACUGGGGGAAGAGACGCUCUCUGUUUAUUUGGAGUAUGUCUCUGGAGGCUCCAUUCAUAAAUUACUUCAGGAAUAUGGUCCCUUUAAGGAACCGGUUAUACAAAGUUACACCAGGCAGAUUCUUUCUGGGCUUGCCUACUUACAUGGAAGGAAUACUGUGCACAGGGAUAUUAAAGGGGCAAACAUACUUGUAGGUCCCAAUGGUGAAGUCAAGCUUGCAGACUUUGGCAUGGCUAAACAUAUUACAUCUUCUUCAGUGCUAUCUUUCAAAGGAAGCCCUUACUGGAUGGCACCCGAGGUUAUAAUGAAUAAUUCCAGUGGCUACAGCCUAGCAGUGGAUAUUUGGAGCCUGGGUUGUACAAUUUUUGAAAUGGCAACAUCUAAACCACCUUGGAGUCAAUAUGGAGGGGUGCCUGCGAUAUUUAAAAUUGGUAACAGCAAAGACAUUCCUGAAAUUCCAGAUCACCUUUCUAGCGAUGCAAAGAGUUUUCUGAGGCUCUGCCUGCAAAGGGAUCCAUCUGCACGUCCUACAGCUGCACAGUUAAUGGAUCACCCUUUCAUCCGAGACCAAGCUGCUUCAAAAGUUGCCAACGUCAAUGUAACUAAUGAUGCUCCCCGAUCUUCCUUUGAAUGCAGCCACACACCGCAGACAACCUCAGAGUUCCGUCCCAACAGAAUAAAUAUCUCCAUGCCUCAAAGAGAUUAUAUGGCAACACAACUAGCGACAUCUUCAAGAGCCUUCAAGUGCAAUAGUGAUAGCAUCAGAGUGAAUUUGUCAUUGCCAGUAUCUCCCUGUUCAAGUCCAUUGCGAAACUAUGGACCAGCAUACAAGAGCUGUUUUUUGUCUCCUCCUCAUCCAGCUUAUACAUUUGUGGGACAAAGUGAGUAUGGUCUGAAUAAUUAUUCAAUGCUGCCAACAAGACCAACAACUAAUUACACUGCUGAUCCCUGGGAAGACUUCCUCCAUUCAAGAACCCAAACACCUGGUGGGUCGCCCAGAUUAAGACCCAAUUGAGACAUGCUUGGGAGGACACUGUGUAUAGGCUUCUUUCCUGAUGAUUCUGAAUUCCUCCUGGGUUGAAAUGGCCUUGUCUUCUAGGAUUUGGUACCCAACCUUUUUUUUUUGCAUUGAAACUGCGAAUGGCGCAAUGCAAAGGAUUGUAAAUGGAUUUGUCUUCUUCAUUCGCGUCCAAGCAGAUGAAUCUUUAAGGUCAUCAACAUUGAGAGUCGUGGUUGAACUUGGAGAGGGAAACUAUUGAGGUUGAUGUAACUUUACUGUCGGGGCAAAAGGGGAUUCGGGCUGCUGACUUGCUGGAUGUUAUGACCUCUUCUUCCAUGGCUAAAACCGUUGUAGCUCAAAGAUAGUCCAAAAUUUAUGUAGAAAAAAAAAAUUGUGCAUAAAAAAAUCGCUUUUCUGUCCCUCUUUUAUCCUUCAA
Telopea speciosissima is the source of this 2479-nucleotide messenger RNA. Its product is annotated as mitogen-activated protein kinase kinase kinase 3-like. The record is from RefSeq and is a predicted model, not a curated record. NCBI's taxonomy places the organism in Eukaryota, Viridiplantae, Streptophyta, Magnoliopsida, Proteales, Proteaceae. Gene Ontology annotation, molecular function: protein kinase activity; ATP binding. Bases 121 to 2058 code for a protein of 645 amino acids. The transcript is spliced from 11 exons. Gene Ontology annotation, biological process: protein phosphorylation.